AUGUGCACGUAUCAUAAGGAACGUGGCCACCACACCACGCAAUGCCCACCUUUCAAAAGGUAUCUAGAAGAGCUAGCAGCUGCCGGUCACCUCAAUCAGUGGAUCGACGUUCGGCAAAAUCCACUUCCUCCACCUCCCCCUCUUGUUGGCAAUCUCGUAAGCGUAAUACAAGGGCUAGUAUCCGAAGGAAGGGCGGCCGAACUUCGUUCAGAAAUUGACAGGGCUGUCGCCUCUGUAUCAAUCUGCAACGUGGGCGCUUUGGGAAAGCGAAAGUGGGAAGAUCCGAGCUUCGGCGGCACCAUAACUUUUUCUUCCAACGACUUAAAAGGAGUGCAACUUCCACAUGCAGAUGCCCUCGUCGUCACUAUUGCUAUUGAAAAAUCAACCGUACAAUGGGUAUUGAUAGAUCAGGGAAGCUCGGCCGAUGUCAUGUUUUUCUCCACUUAUCAAAGCCUCGGAUUAUCUCCCGCUCAACUUCGGAUGGCGUCAACUCCCCUUGUCAGUUUUACGGGAGCCCCGGUAUGGCCACUCGGCCUGAUUACCCUCCCUGUGCGAGCUGGAUCACGCAUCCUGGAGAUCGAAUUUGUGGUGGUCGCUUCGCCAAGUCCGUACAACGUCAUUCUUGGCCGAACCUGGCUACACGAAAUGCAAGCGGUGGCUUCAACAUAUCACCAGGUGGUAAAAUUCGUCGGAUGGAACGGACGACAGGAAAGCCUGCGAGGCGAUCAAAUCCAAUCCAAGAAAUGCUACAUCACCACUGUAACGAACAAACAGAGCUGCAUGGAGGUACAAUGCGUGGCUGCCGCUCCUAUCCCAGUGAUUGAGGAUGUUGGUGUACCUGCCGAACAGCGGUCAACCGAGGAGCUAAUACGUUUUUCCAUUCCGGGGGAAGAAGGAAGAUAUUUUUUGAUCGGGAGUUCAUUGAGUAUGGACGAACGUGGGGAGAUGUAUCAAUUCCUGAUAAGAAACAUAGAGGUCUUUGCUUGGACUCCACAAGACAUGCCGGGCGUGGACCCUUUGUUCGCCAUGCACUCAUUGAAUGUAGAUCCAAAUAGACGACCGGCUGUGCAAAAAGUCCGACGCUCGUCGGCCGCACAUACCGAAGCUGUGAUAGCAGAGAUGAAUCAACUGUUGGAAGCUGGCGUCAUUUGGGAAGUGCUAUACCCCACCUGGCUUGCCAACCCAGUAGUAGUCCCGAAGAAAAAUGGGAAACUAAGGGUUUGUGUCGAUUACACGAACCUCAAUGAUGCCUGCCCUAUGGAUCGAUUUCCACUUCCUCGGAUUGAGCAGAUGGUAGAUGCAACGGCAGGAUGUGAGCGUUUGAGCUUCAUGGACGCGUAUCGGGGCUACCAUCAAAUAGCUUUGGAUCCGAAGGAUCAAGAAAAAACGGCCUUCAUCUCGCCUCGGGGAACUUUCUGCUACAAGGUUGUCCCGUUCGGCCUGAAGAAUGCGGGCGCCACCUUCCAGCGCUCCAUCACGAAGAUGUUUCCUGGCAUGCUCGGCGUAAAAGUAGAAGCUUAUAUUGACGAUUUGGUUUGCAGAAGCGUAUUCGCUCGGGAUCAUCUUCGAGAUCUGGGAGAGGUCUUUGCUGUUCUAAAACAUAGGAACCUACGUCUCAAUGCCGAGAAGUGUGCGUUCGGCGUUAGCUCGGGGAAAUUCCUAGGGUACAUGGUGAGUCGCCGAGGAAUCGAAGCGGACCCUACCCAAAUUUUGGCUGUGCAGAGGCUCCGAGCUCCGACGACAAUUAAAGAGGUACAGCGGCUCACGGGGAUGGUUGCUGCCUUGAACCGUUUCAUUCGACGUUCGAGCAAUCUCUGCCGCCCAUUCUUCCGAGCAAUCACUACAAGCCGGCGCAAAUUUGUAUGGACAGAGGAGUGCGAGCAGGCUCUGCAGUCUUUAAAGCAAUACCUAUCUCACGCUCCUUUGCUCGUCAAACCCCUGCCCGAUGAAGAUCUAUAUCUUUACCUUGCUGUUUCCGACCAUGCAACGAGCGCGGUUCUUGUUCGGAGAGAGGGGAUGGACCAUCAACCGAUCUUCUAUUCCAGUAAAACGAUGACGGACUCUCAGACGAGGAUUGUGGUCCUCACUGAGUUCCCUCUCAAAGUUGUUCUUCGGAAAACGGACACGUCGAGCCGGAUUUUGAAGUUCUCUCAAGACUUGGCCAACUUCGACAUCCAAUUCGAGCCUCGGACAGCUAUCAAAGGGCAAGUCCUGGCCGACUUCUUCGCCGAACUCACUCCCGGCUUACAAGACGAGGCCAAUGCCCUGGCAACUGCCGCUGAAGAAGCUCGAAUUCAAGAAGAAGAGGUUUUAGAAGGGCCGUCCAGCUGUCGUACCGAACCGUUACGUGCUCGGUAUUCCCUCGGGCGUAAGAAACCCAAACGACAAUGGAAGCUCUUCUCCGGCGAUGCUUGGCGACUGAUCGUUGAUGGAGCUUCUAAUGUCCAUGGAGCUGGUGCAGGCAUCGUCCUUGUGUCCCCCAGCGGGACUGUUCAUGAAAGCGUGGUUUCGAUUGGGUACACGGCGACGAACAACGAGGCGGAAUAUGAAGCUCUAAUUGCAGGCCUCCAACUUGCUCUUCGGCUGGAUGCAGAUUCGGUUCAUGUCUUUUGUGACUCUUAG
Messenger RNA from Rhododendron vialii, 2622 nucleotides. RefSeq lists its product as uncharacterized. NCBI's taxonomy places the organism in Eukaryota, Viridiplantae, Streptophyta, Magnoliopsida, Ericales, Ericaceae. The transcript is spliced from 2 exons. The record is from RefSeq and is a predicted model, not a curated record. The coding region runs from base 1 to 2622 and encodes 873 amino acids. Gene Ontology annotation, molecular function: RNA-DNA hybrid ribonuclease activity; nucleic acid binding.